Arvicola amphibius (Eurasian water vole) is the source of this 681-nucleotide messenger RNA. Its product is annotated as odorant-binding protein 2a-like. The record is from RefSeq and is a predicted model, not a curated record. Gene Ontology annotation, molecular function: small molecule binding. Lineage: Eukaryota; Metazoa; Chordata; Mammalia; Rodentia; Cricetidae.
AUGAAGAGCCUGCUCUUGACCUUCAUACUUCUGGGGCUGGUGGCUGUUCUGAAGGCCCAAGAACUUCCAACAGAUGACCAGGAAGAUUAUUCUGGGACCUGGUAUCCAAAGGCCACGAUAUACAAUGGCAGCCUACCCAGUUACAAGAUACCCUCAAAGGUUUUCCCUGUGAAGGUGACAGCCGUGGAAGGAGGAGACCUGGAAGCCGACAUUAUAUUCUGGAAGAAUGGUCAGUGCCAAGACAUUAAAAUCAUGAUGAAAAAAACUAAGGAGCCUGGCAAAUACACCUCCUUUCACGGCAAGAAGUCCAUCUAUAUCACACAGCUGCCGGUGAAGGACCACUACAUCUUCUACUGUGAAGCUCAUCACCACGGGAAGUUAUUUGGAAUGGGAAAGCUAAUGGGGAGAAACCCUGAGGAAAACCCAGAGGCCAUGAAAGAAUUUAAGAAAUUUGUACAGCGUAAGGGACUCAAAGAGGAAGACAUCCUUGUACCAGAGUUGAAAGUUUCUCCACUGCAGCUUCAAGGUCCUGUCAGCUCUCCCAGGGUUGCCAGGCCCUGCCUCAGGUCUUUGCUGAGGGAGGGUCUGAGCCGCAGGUGUGAUGGGGUCAUGUACAGGGCCCUUCUCACCCCUGGGCUUCUUUUGGUUUCUACAGAGCACUGUGUGCCUGAAAGCGACUAG